This is a messenger RNA of Monodelphis domestica (gray short-tailed opossum), 13830 nucleotides long. It is a transcript of the gene ZNF346, whose product is annotated as zinc finger protein 346. The record is from RefSeq and is a predicted model, not a curated record. NCBI's taxonomy places the organism in Eukaryota, Metazoa, Chordata, Mammalia, Didelphimorphia, Didelphidae. Gene Ontology annotation, molecular function: zinc ion binding; double-stranded RNA binding.
CAGCCGCUGAGGUGGCGGAGAUGGGGGGAGGGAAAAGAAACGGCCGUUGUUCUCGCGAGAUCCGAGGCCCAGAGCAGGGAGUUGGGACUCUGGACAGGGUCUGAAGUCGGUCCUGGUUGCGCUCUACGGGGUCUUCAGUGAAGAUGGCGGACAUGUUCGGCAGUAAUGGUGACACGGCGGGCCCCGUGGGAAAGGAGGCGGUAGAUCGAAUGAUCCAAGAAAACAACCACCUCUUCACAGAUGUCCAAUGUAAAGUGUGCAAUGCAGUACUGAUUUCUGAGUCCCAGAAACUCGCCCAUUAUCAGAGCAAGAAACAUGCAAACAAAGUGAGGAGAUAUACAUCUAUUCACAAAGAGGAGGAGUUUAAUGAUGGAAAAAAAUUGAAGCUAGAUUCAAAACAGGAGAGCAGCCAUGGCGAUGACAGGGAUCGGUGCUGUGCCAUCUGCAACAUGACCUUUUCUUCCCCCAUCGUGGCCCAGUCUCACUACCUGGGGAAGACCCAUGCCAAGAACAUGAAGUUGAAGCAGAGUAACUCCCAGGCGGAAGUUCCAUCAAAACUCCCCAUGAAUGCCCCUGGCUUCAGUGAAGACAGUAGUGAUACAUCUGAUCCAGAUAAGUUCUGCAGCCUCUGCCAUGCCACUUUCAACAACCCCUCCAUGGCCAAGCAGCACUAUGUUGGCAAGAAGCACAAAAAACAGGAAACCAAAGUCAAACUGAUGGCUCAUUAUGGCAAGAGCAAGGACUCCCCUGUAACGGCUUCAGAAGCUGGGUGGGGCUACCCCUGCAACACAUGCAAAAUCAUACUGAAUUCCAUAGAGCAGUACCAGGCGCACAUCAGUGGCUUCAAGCACAGGAAUCAUAUACCAGGAGCUGUGCCGAUCCUAGGACGCUUUCCAAAGCAGCAGUAUGUUCGGGAAGAAACAGUGUCCUCAGGAGACUACAGUUAUUUUAGCCAAGACUCCUAGAGCCAAUGGCAAUACUGUUCUCUUCGUGUUGGUGCCAGCCAAGAACAAGCAGCUAGUGCAACUCUCAGCGGCUCUAUUAUCUGGUCAGAGACUGACCCGUGCCUCAGAGUGACUGCGCAGGACAAAAGCAGAAAUGACUUAGUUUGAAAAGGAUAUGAUGUAGCAAACUUUGCUCCAUCUUGUGUGCUCCAUUAGGAAGCUCCUUUGGCAUAAUCUGUUAAUUGACAUCUUGUUCUGUGUGUUUCUCAGACAUACAGGUGGCGUCCCCCCUUUUUAUGUCAUUUCUUGCCACCCCUUUGCCUCUAAGCUGUGUCUUUUCCCUCUACAAAUAGUGCAGAAUUCUUGGGUUUCAAGAACAGCACCUUUGACUGGUUUCUCUUAGAUCAAGAGUAAUCACAAAGAGCUGGAUGUUAGCUCCUUGGUCCCACUUGAACUUGUGUGUCUCUAUGUGUCUUACUCGGUCCUCUCUGAUGGGAAAGGUCUGCAUAGGAUUUAUCAUCUUAUAUUUGGAGAGACAAGACCUUGGGUUUUUCUUAAUUCCCUGGACACCUAAUAGGGAAACCAUGGAAUGUGAGUGCCAAAACCAUGGCAGGGGUAGGAAACAAAAAACUCACUGUUCCCGAGAGAACUCCUUUCAGGUUAUUGGCCAACUGUACUUAUUCAUCCCUUAAAAGAAAGGCAAGUUAUUUCUGGUUUUGCAGGAGAGGCUUGCUUUUAAACCUAAUUGAUUGUUGAAAUGUUUUCUGACUUUUGUUGGAAGCCUCAGAUAAUCUAUCUACUCUUUGUGAUAGAUGAAUGGUACUAGGGAAUAGCAUCAUACAUGCUAUUCUGGGUACACUCAGUAGUCAAGUUGGUAUGGGAAGCACGAGGUUCUGUCCCUUCUGCCCCCAGGUUGCUGCUCUCAGCCAAAAUAUCAUUACUGGAGGUUACUCUGAGGGUGCAAGUUAAAGGAGGCUCACUUGGAAGCAGCUGUGCCUGCCCAAGACCUUCUGCCUAUCCACUCUAUGGACAUAGACCACAUUAAAGUCAUUAUUCACCUGACCCUUCAGACUUUCUCCUUCCCUUUGUUGUACAGUCCUCUCCCAGAUGCACUGGUGAUAAAUGGAAUCUGUGAGAAUAGGAAGGUUUCUUUCUAGGAGGAAGCCCCCUAGGUAUUAGGGGACUCUACUUUUUUAUAUGUAGAACUUCUAGACUAGAGAGAGUUGUUUGCAAAUGGUUGGGGAGGAAGCAGGAAGGAGGGGAAAGAAGUUGAUUCAGGUCAUACCAUGAAAAUAAGCAAGCAAGAGAUCCCUUUGACUGCCCUUCCCUCUGUAGAAAUAGAAGGACUACUUAAAGAACCUGAAUUAGAAGGACUCUUAGAGGUCUUCUGAGCCAACCCAUACUGGACAGAAGUCUGCUUUACAGUAUUCCUGACAAGUGGCUAGCUAGCCUUUGCUUGAAGAUCUCUGAUGGAGAAGAACCCGCCACCUGGGGCAGCCCAUUCUACUUUUGGACAAUUCUGAUUGUUUGGAAAUUUUCCUUAUUGUCAGGCUGAAAUCAGCCUUCUUGUAGCUUCUACCCAUUGUUCCUAAUUCUUCCCUACUCCCCAGCCUAGCAAGACUCUACCAUAUUAUAGCUUUUCAUAUAUUAAAGAUGAGUACUUUAUCCCCUCCUAUUUAGCUGUCUUGAGAAUUGUCCUUUGUACUGACAGUCUCUCACAAAAUGUGUGACAUGAUUGCAGAGAAAACAUCUCUGAGCUCCAUUUCUCCUUUCCCUAGGUACAUAUUGAUUCCUAGGUUGCACUGAUCUUAGUGCUGCAACCGCUUUCACCUCUUCUAUUGCUCAACCAUUGACCUUUUUUAAUUGUCUCCUUAAGUCUUCAAUGAUUGUAUCCUUAUCCUCAUUACACUUUUCUUUAUCAGCAGCAUAAACAUAGAUAGUAGACCCUUUUUAUAUGGGAAAUCAUCCCCUCUUCAAGGUAGUAAGAUAUGUCUCAGCAGCCUCAGUGAUACGAUCUAAAAAUGAUGUUGGUGUUUCUGCGGGCUUUUGCUUUAUUCCUUCAAAUUCUGACCAAGCAUUUGGUCUUUUGGUAUACUGACCCAUGACCUCCAAAAUUGCUUGCCUACAUUCCUUCAUUAUAUCAUAUUGAGCUCUAUCAUUCAUGUCCAUGUCAUAUCUUUCUGGCCAGGGUUCUAAUAGAGGGUCUGCUCUUGUUUCCUCUAUAAAUUUAUUAUGUUCCCUUAUUGUUAAUAGUUCCUUCAUUAAUAGUGAAAAAUCGUUAUAAUCAGGGUCAAAUAUGUCUAUAGCCCUUGUCAUCUCUUUAAUUACAUGAUUGGGUUCGUCCACAAAGGCUAGGGUUCUUUAUGAACUCUUAGUCCUCUGGGGUCAAUUUUUUGUGUGUCUUGACCUGGAAUAUUUCAUUCUUUGAGACUACAGGAAGAUCUUAGAGGAAAUAGUUAUCAUCCCUCUAGUCUCUUCUUGUUGUAACCUGCUUAGAUUUUCCUUUGCACCAGUGUUUACAUUUUCCCCACACUCAUAUUCAUUGUUUAUAAAUUUAUCUUUUAUAAGUAGUUCCAUUUGAUCCAGUUGUUUUUUCAUAUGUGUCACCAUUAGUUUGAGCUCUGAAUCCUUUGUUAACCAAAACAUAAUCACUUUAAAGCAUUUACCAAUGAUAAAGAAUGCCAGUCUACACUUUUACAAGUUACAAAGACAGAUACAAACUAUGGGGACAUGAGACAGGACGGUUCGCAUUGUGAUAUCCAUAAAAGGUUUCAUCCAUCUAUAAUCCUACAUAACAAAAAUUAGGGAACAAAACAAACAUAAUGUAUGGGAUAUGCAAAAUGCAUUCCCACAGUACCAUCAAAACAUCCAUUACCAUGUCUCCAGACAGGUUUACAUUUAAGGAUAAUAAAGUAUAUCCAAGUGAAUUUGAGUUGUUACAAUCUACUGUGAAUAAUUUUUACAAACAAUUACUAAAAGGGAAAAACUUGAAAGAAAAAAAAUUUACAAUGUAGCCACCAAUAUGGCCGCCUAUACCAUGUAGCUAAAUACCUCUACCCGCUUAGCUGGAGUCUUAGAAUUCUGCUGGCCCCCACCCUUGGAAUGUACCACUCUCAGAGUGGAGAUAGAAUAUUCCAACCUUAACUGACUUCCCUAUAGAAACUGUUUUUUUUUCUAUAAAUAAAACUUAAAUUUCCUUAAAUUUCUUAAACCUAGCUAGCUCUGCCAACUACUAAAAGUAGAUAUAAUUUGGAUAGAGGGAAGGAAAAUAAUACAGAGGGAAAAACAUAAAUAUUGUAUUUAACAUAGAAGGGAUAAAGUAAAGGGAAAUGGGAAAGGGUGAAAUCUGAAUUCUUUUACCCACUAACUAAUCAAUAUUUGACUUAUACUAGACUAAAUCCUAAGUUAUCUAAAGGCAAGUCCAACAGAGGAUCAGUAUCUCGCAAAGGGUCCUUGGUGAGCCAGAAACAGGAAUCCCAGGUGUAAUGUCAACAGAUGGUCUCUUCCAAGUAGAUAUUCCACUCUUUAAUCACUGUCCAGCAGAAGACUGAAGAAUGACUCCACACUACAGCCAGUAGAUAUUAAAAAGGCCAGUAGCUUUAUGGAUGGGUUUCAAGAUGAUUCCUACAUACUCCUAUCUCCUUUCUCUCUCAGGUCCAGAGUGACAGUUAAUCAACUGUCCCUAGGAAUUCUGACCCAACCAGGCUCGGGAAGAUUCUGAUCUCAAGCCCCUGUCCAUCAUUCCUUGCAACCUUUAUUUUCCUUUGCUACAGUAGCCUUUCUUUUUAGCUCCUCUAGACUCAUCAAUUUCCAGUCCACACAAUUUGAUUUAAAAAAUUUCUUUACAGCUGCACAGGCAUUGUUGACAAAUAGCCUUUUGAUGUGGGCAAUGAUUUUCUUUGCCAACACAUCCAAUCCCAGUUUUAACCCAGCAGCCUCAGUUAAGCAAUCCAAAACACUAGCUGGAGUCUCAUCAAAAUUUUAUUUAACUUUUUCAUAUAUAGACCAUGCAUCUGGUCUACGGGAAUUUCUUUCCAUGAUCAAUAAUCGAUCUAGUCUGCUUCAAAAUUCUAUAAUUAUGCACUGAGUUCAGGUCUAUUUCCUCAUAGUGUUCUGGCCAUGGGGUUAAUGGAGGAUUGUUUCUAUGAACUGAUUUCUCUCAUGCUUUGUUAGUAAUUCCUCCAUCAGGAGAAAAAAAUCAGCAUAAUCCGGAUAGUAUAUUCUGACUGCUCUUUUAAAUUCUCAGAUGACCUUGUUUGGAUCAUCAAAAAAUCUGGGAGUUCUAUGAUUUUUGGCAUCUAAUUCUGCUACAGAAAAUUGCUUAUGGGGUUUUAGAUGUACUACCCCAUCAGAAGAAAUGGAAACAAUGGAAACAAAGCAAGAUUUUUAUUCAAUUCCUCAUUUUCCUUUUCUAGCCUACUUGGUACUUUAGCCUUCACUUCACUUCCCUCACCAUUUGCACCACCAAUCAGUUAUAUUCAUUAAAGCACAACCAUUAAUUUUACCAUUAACCAAAUUUUCUUAAAAACACUAAUGCAUUAAAUCUGUCUUUAAUUGCAUCAUUACCAUCAUCUGCUUUUACUCAGAAUCUCUCAACAUCCAUUUAAUAACAGCUUUGAUCAGUAAUGUAACUGGGAAAUAAGAGCAAACUUGCCUCAUAGUUAGCUCCAUAAAAGGUUUUCACAUAUUCCAAUCCAAUAAAAGAUAACACCAAUCCGGAACCAUAGCAAAUAUUAAAUAGGGUAUCCAUAACACACACUUGUAAAUCAUUUCCAUUAUUCUCUGUAUGUGGUUGUAGUAACACAGGAAUAAUGGGGAAAUAGCAAUGUAUGUACAAUAGGUUAAGUGAAAUUAGCUGCCACUUUGAAAAGAGAAAAAAUUUUCAACCAAAGAUGUUACUUGGUUUUAACACUUGAACAGAAGUGACCCUUUAACACUGAGGUGUCAAUCAACCACAUUGGUGGACUUCAGCACGUUGGACAGCUGCCCACUGUAACAAGCUAAGUAGAACCUUCUGCCUUUGACAGACAGGUCAAUAGAAUUCUAAAGCUGCUAACUGCCAGCUAACCCACUGACACCCCGUUUAUACUAAAAAUCCCUUUUUAGACUUGCCCAAAUCAAUAUUUGAUCUACCUGGCUCAGCUAACUAAGUUAACUGUUUAGAACUAGAAUAACUGUUUUGUAGCUGUUGGAAGCCAAGAUAGUAAUCUAUCAGGCCAGUAACCUGAUUUGGGAAGGCUAGUUUGAUGUUGGGACCUGCAUUUUUGACAAAGAUCCUUUUAAUGUGAGCAAUGGUCCCUUCCUCGAGUACAUCCAUGCUAAGGAAUGUUUCAGCCGCUUCAGUAAUUCUUUCGAGGAAGGCCAUAGGUGUUUCUGUGAUCUUUUGCUUAAUUGCCUCAAAUUUUGACCAGGCAUUCAGUCUUUUAGUAUACCGACCCAUAAUCUCAAUUAUAGCUUCCCUACAUUCCUACAAUUUAUCUUAUCUAUGUUUGUUAUUCAUAUCCAUAUCAUAUUGUUUUGGCCAGGAUACCAAUAGAGGGUCUGAUCUUGUCUCCUCUAUAAACUUGUUAUGUUCCUUUUUAGUUAAUAAUUCCUUCAUUAGCAAUGCAAAAUCAUCAUAGUCAGGGUUAAACAAAUCUAAUGCCCUUUUCAUUUCCUUAAUAACUCGAUUGGGUUCUUCUGUAAAGGUAGGAGUGCACCUUUUAAUCGAUUCCAAGUUCUCAAGGGUGAAUCUUUUGUGGGUUUUUACUUGGAAUAUUUCAUCUUUGGAAACUACAGGGAGAUGCCUAAGUGGACAUAGGGUAGCCAUCCCCCUAGCCUCCUCUUGUUGUAAUCUAUUAAGUUGUUUCAAUUCCCCAUUAUUCCCACAUUCAUGUUCCUUGUUUACAAUCAUAUUUUCUUUUAUAUAUAAUUCCAUUAAAUCAAGUUGACAUCUCAUAUGGUGUACCAUCAUUUUAAGUUCCAAAUCCUUAGUUGCCCAGAUGACCUUAGCCCUUAAACAUUUGCCAGUGUAAAAGAAUGCCAGUCGAGACUUAUACAUGACAUACAAACAUAUAAGACCUAGGGGGAAAUGUGCCACAACAGUUUUAACUUUUACAUCCAUUACUGGUUUCAUCCAGUCAUAUUCUAGCACAAUUAAACAAAUAUUAGGAAACAAUACAAAUACAAUAUAAGGAAUAUACAGAAUGCACUUCCAAAACAUCAUUAACACAGUAACUAACAUGUCUCCAGACAUGUAUACAUUAAACAAUAAUACAGUAUUAACAAGUGUAUUUGUACUAUUAUGAUUCACUUUGAACAGUUCUUAAGAAACAAUUACAAAAAGUUACAAUUUGACAAAAAAAAAUUUUCAAAAUGGCUGCCAAAUAUGGCCACCAAGAGCAUGUGGUAAUAGCUCUUUAAUGUCUUUAAAUGCCCCACAGCUUUCCCAGAGUCUUAGAAUUCCACUGGCCUCCCCCUCUGGACUAUACCGCUCUCAGAAGGACUUUAGAAUGUUCCAACUAACUGCCUUAUCUCUAAUGAAAUCUCAUCUAGAUAGUUGAAAAUACAUAAAAAUUAAGUUAUACAGUCUACUUGGCUCAGCCAACUGAAAUACUAGUAUUAAUUAGAAGAGUUUUCUAGGGAAGCAACACAGAAGGAUUAACAUAUAAAUAUUUGGUUUUAUUUAAUAGAGAGGAGAGGUUAGGGAAAGGAGGGAGAGGGGGAAAGAAAUCUUAAACCUUAAACCCUUAAUGUAAAUUCCUAAAUAAUAAUCCUAUUUUCCUACACUAAAAUCCUAAAGAUUUUAUGCAACAGAGAUCUUGCAUAAAUAAGAGUCCUUGACAGGCAGUUGUUGAUAUCCAGAUGGAGGUUUGCUGAGGUCCAGAGAAAGGCAGUAAUUUUCCUCAAUCUUCCCCUUAGUCCACCUAAGGGUAUUGGGGAAACUUCUGCUUACUCUUGAUUGAGGGUCUGCUUGUCCAAUGGAGUCCAGGAGAGAGAGAAGAUUUUCCACUACCAGGUUUCCCUGUCAGCUCCAACUCCAGCUGGGACGAACUGUCUCUCCAACAGCUUUGGAAUCUUUCCCCAUCAGCUCUGAAGAUUCUGUCUUGAGGACUUGCCAAUCAUGCUUAUGCACUAUACUAGUGAGGGAUCAGGAACCAAAGUUUGGCAAGUAACUGAGAGGGAGGGAACAGAUAGAGAAACCCUCUUCCCUCCCAGACAGAGCUGUCCCAGAGAAGUUAAUCUAUGUCCAGAACUGAAAGGUAAGAAGAAAUCCCCUUCAGUCUCUGGUUUCUGUUCUCUUCCUUGGCUGAUGGUUAUCUGUGUAGUACAUUGAAGAUGUCUAGUUCUUCAGUAAGUUAAAAGAUGUAUUUAUUACUUUAUAGGUCUGGAAUGAUAGGUAUGGGAAAAGGUAAACAGGAAGUCCCUAAUCUAUUUUCCACCUAAAGUUUCUUCAAAGUGUUGAAGCUCAGGUCUAGGGACCUAAGUCCCAGAAGACUUUACGAUCUUUGUGGAGUCAGGUUGAUGUAAUUUCCUGAGACAGAUACAGCUUUUGAAGGAAAUCUUUGGGAUGGAUAGUCUUUUUGCCUUCCCCAAGGGGAAAAAGUAUCCAUCACUUAUAAGGAAAGAUGGUUAUUCUGGAUCUCUUCAGAUCAACAAGGGAUUGUAGCCGGAUAAGAUCAGUGAGAUCUGCUCCUUUCCUCCUCAGUUCAGAGUUACAUGAAAAAGUAUAUUCCCAACUGUUCACCUGCUUUUCUAAACUAGAGAUUCCGGUCCCAUUCCCCGUUGGCAGCCAAAGUUCUAUUUCCUUCUUUCAUGAGAUUUCAUUGUAAAAUCCAGUCUUUGUAAUAUAUUGUAUCUUUCUCUCAUCCACAGCACUAAACAUUACUUCCAUUGCAACAGUAGGUAGAGCCAGACCCUGAGAUGACACACCCACAGACUCCUAGGUUAUAAAUUAGAAGUAUGUAAUACAAUAAGUAUAGGUUGGAAGGGAUUUCGAUAUUCCUUACAUUAUUAAUAAGUAUCUACAUCUCCCUAGAUCUACAAAUCUCUCCACAGAGAGAUUGCUUCCAAGUGGUUCCCUACUCUCUUCUUACACUAUAUAACCCAAAGAUACUAUACUUAACUAAUACUAACCACCCCUUUGGUAAUCUCAAUAAAAGGUCUGUGUGCAAGUCUGACAGGACCCAGUGAUAGUGUCACAAUCAGCUGUCAGUUGUCAUAGUACAGGACACAAGGCCAGCAGGCACAGGAUACUUCAAGCAGCAGAAUGGAUUUAUUGAGUAAGCAGUAAAAUUCACAGGGACAAGCUAAUUCCUCUCAGGUCUACCCAGAAGGGAAAAAGCCAUAAUCCAAGGCUUAACAGUCUCUCCUCAACAGCAAUUGCUAUCCUCAGAAUUCCAGAACUCUUCCCCUUGCUGUCAGUCUGCACACUCACUAUAUAUUUUAACUUUUCCUAUAACACCCCCCAGACUUGCAGAAGCAUACUCAAUUCCUUCACCUGAAUUUCAUAUGACAUCAUCCUGAGCUCCUUUUGGUCAUCCCUCUUCUAGUUUCUCCAACUUAUCAAUAUCCUUUACAAACCAUGAUCUCCAGAACCAGGCAUAGUAUUCCAGGUAUGAUCUGACUAUGGCAGAUUAAAACUAGACUUUGACUUCCUAUAUCUUUCAUAUCUUCAUAUUUUUUUAAGUUCUGCCAGAGAAAGAGAUUCAUAUUUUGGGCAGUAGUUCCAAAAAAAAUUUCUAAGGUGUUGAUUACAGCCUUUGAGAAAUUGCCUCCUGGCAUGAGCUAUUGAUUCUUAGGAGUCUUGGCUAUAUCCUAGGAUAGCUUCAGCAUUUUCUAGAAGUCUGUCAAUAAACAAGGAAGGGCGUUCUUAAUUCUCUUGCUGUAACUUAUUAAACUUCCCCCAUGCAUUAGACCUAUCACAGAAUGAUCUAAUGGCUUACAAUAGGUCCUCCCUAGCUUUCUUGAGAUAUGUCAUGUUCAGUGGUCUAGAAAAAUCAAAGUCUUCGUACAUUUCUGGCCAGCUAGUCAAGUUUUCAUCUUGGCGGGUUUUUUCAAUGAAUUUCUUAUGUUCCUGGGGUGUAAACAGUUCAGAGAGUAGGAUUUCUAUGUCUCUGAAAUCAGGUUCAUAUAAUCUAAAUGCUCUUUUUAGUUCCUUUAGACAUUUGAAUGGUUUGCUUAUAAAUCUAGGCUUCCUACAUUUUAGUGAAUCCAAGUCCUGUGUAGUAAAAGACUUGUGUACUUUAGCAUGUAAAAUUCCAGAGUCGGGUGAUAGUUUUGCAAAGUCUCUGAGAGGCAUGACUUUCUGUGCCCCCAGGACUUCUUCAGGUUCAUAACUAGUUUCCUUAUCCACAAUAACUUUGUUGUUACAUACUGCAAUUGCUAUAGCUGUUGGUACAGUGGAUGCCUCAUUGCCCUUGUUCAUGUCUGUAUUUUCUGUAGCCAUUUCCUCAGUCACUAUGUCAGUCACAUUCCCUAGGUUUCCCUUUUUCUUCAUACUAUAUUCUUGGCAUAUUGCUGUUAUUAUGGGUAUUUGUGAAAACAGUGUGUUCAAUCUAUUAUCCAUUAUCCUAUUCAUAGCCUUCUUUCCCAAGAUCAUUUUAAUUCCUGUUGUAACAUAUGUGCAAGCCUUUCCCACAGCUACUAAGGUUACAUAUACUUGAGGGUAAAAGUCUGCCACAGUGUAGAUAUAUUAAAUGGUAUUUUCUGCCAGUAUUUAGUAAAACUAAAUAUGGUAUUCAUGGUGUCAUUUAUCAUGUCAAUUAUCAUGUUAUAUAUGAAACAAUAUCCCCAGUAAGCUAGGAUAGUUCCCACUAACAUAGUCAAAAACAAUUUUUGGAUCAUUGUUGUUUCUUUUUAUAUGGCUGUCUCUUUCUUUGUUUCUUAUGUGUUAAUUCCCAGUAUGCUGCCCUUUAAAUGGCUGCCCUGCCCAGAGAGUUCCAACUGUCAAAGAAUGGCAUUUGGUGUUGGAUCCUUCUAUAUCUGCGGUGCCACUUGUAAUAGAUGGUGGAAAUUGGGAAAGAUUUGUAAUAAGGGGAAAGGGUGUUAAAGAAAUAAUAGUCUUCCCCCUUCUAAUUCUGCCUUCAGCUUUGCCCUGCUGGGUUCUGAGAAGGAUCUAUUUGAAAAGAUUAUGGUAGUAAUCUCUCUUUCUUUGGGGAGAGAAAGUCCCCUCUCUCUCUCCCCUCUCACUCUCAAGUUUCCCUCUAAAAAUACUUGAAUCAGUUCUUGAAUCUUUUCUUAAUUUAUUGAAGGGAAACAGAAAAGGUACAAGGCAAAUUGAGGAUAAGAAUUUAAUGUUCAGGAAGGAGAGAGAGGGGUCCCUAUUUAGCUAAUAUCCUUCCUCAAAAGUCAAAUAGAUCAGGUUUGAUUCACCUGCCCACAUGGGGUUAGGAUGAUGAGGAAUCUGAUUCUUGUCUGCACAAUAAAUGUCCCAACUCAGAUUUAAAGGAGAUAGAUGACAAAUCUUUUUUGUUGGACAGCUUAUUCCCCAAAGUCUUGUCAAAUAGGUUUAUGUUCUAGUGGGAUUUUGGGUCAAGAAAUCACAGAGAGAAGAUCACUGGAUCAAGAAGCCACCUGGAGCUACCUGCCUUAUCUAAUGAUGCCAGGCAAAAGUCCACCCCCAACUGUAGCUGGGAGAGCUCAGCUCUCCUUUCCAAAGUUCUGAAUUCCUUUUCCUGCCCAUCCCCCACUGCUGUGGAAUUCUGCAGCGCUCACAUCUCCCAAACACUGUGCCUCUCAGGGUAGCCUAAGAUAGCUUUUUUUAUCACAAUGUUGCCUCAUAUUGAGUUUAAAGUCCACUCAAAUUUGACAGAUCUUUUUCAGAUGAACUAUCUAGCCAUACUUCCCCUAUCUUGAUUUUUCCCCCCAAGUUGAUUUUUUUAACCUAAGUAUAAAACUUACAUUUAUUCCUGUAAAAAUUCAACUUACUUAAUUGAUUGCAGUGUUUUGAACUUGUCAGAUCUUUUUGAAUCUUGGUUGUAAUCUCUCCUAGUUUUGUCUGCAAAUUUAAUAAACGUACCAUCUUUCCCUUUAUCAAGUCAUUGAUAAGAUGUUUAACAGCAUAAGGCCAACAACAUGUCUGGGACAUUCCAGAUGUUAUAAGGUGAGUUAAAAGAAUGGUCUUGCUCCUGAUUUUACCCACUCUUGCAUAGUGUUUAGAUCUGGUGCUUGAGCUCCCUGACAGCAAUUAUUUUGGCAAUUGUUUACAUUUUUAUCUCUGAUAAUUAUUAUUCCAAUUAUUAUUAUACUGUUAUAUCCAUUAAUCCUAUUUAAUUGUCUAGAAAAUUUGCCCUUUGAACCUACAUUCCCUUACAAAAUGUCCAACAUGAUUACAUAAGAAACACCUCUGAGGUCCAGAUCUCCUUUCUUUUGGCUUAUAUUGGUUGUUUGGUUGCAGAUCUAAGUGCUGCUACUGCCUUUAUUUCCUUUAUUUUACUCUCCUUUGCUUUAUUUUCUACAUCCCUAAAUUUCUUUUACAAAUCCUCUGUUACAGUAUUCCUGUCUUCAUAUUUAUCAUCAUUGUCCAUACACACAUAAGUUGCCUUUCUCCUUAAUUCUUUCAAUCCCAUCUCUUCCCAAUCUGAGCAAUCAUUUUUUUAAAAUAAUUUAAUCUUAGGACAUGCAUUUUUUACAAAUAUAUUCUUAAUGUGUGCAAUUGUGUCAUCUGCUAACACAUCCAGACCUAAAAAUAUUUCAGCUGUAUCUGUUAUUCUCUCAAGAAAAUUUGUAGGUGACUCAUUUAAUUUCUGUUUAAUAUUCUCAAAUUUAGACCAAGCAUUAGGACAUUUAGUAUGUCUCUUUAUCACAUCCAUAAUUGACCUUCUGGCUUGUUUCAUCAUUUCAUAAUCGGGAUAAAUUCAUAUCCAAACCUUCAAAAUCUCGUGGCCUCUAUGAAUUGGUUUCUUUCCCUCUUAGUUAAUAACUCCUUCAUUAAUAAAUAAAAAUUGUCAGAAAUCUCUAUAGCCCUUUGAAAUUCUUUUACCACCUCAUUAGGUUCAUCUGAAAAGCAAGGAGUUCUACAUCUAAUAUUUCCAGAUCUUCAGGUGUAAAUAAUUUAUGAGUUUUAACCUUACAUAUUACAAUAUGUUCUUAGCUGGAAUGUUCCAUUCCCAUCCCCCUUUGGCAGCCAGAGUUCUCCUUUUUUUCUUGAGAUAAACUUGCAAAAUCCAGUCCUUGAAUUCAUUUUAGCAUUUCUCUCUUCCACAACUCCCCCUUUUUUCUGUUAUACAGAGUCAGCCUGACAUCUGUACCAAAGUCCAGUACUUACCUUAUUAAUUAACAUUCUAUCUUAUCUAAUAAAAUAUACUAUUCUAAAUAUUUCUCCACCCCCCAAAAUAAUAAAUCUCACUCUCUUAAAUAUCCUAAUUUAUCUAAAUUCUAUGCUAAAAUCAGGAUUACAGGAAAGUGGAAAGUAGGAAAGUAAUUCAAAUACAUAAGUAUUUUGAGCAUAGCAACAGUUUCAACAAUGUAACAUUCUGUAACAAACUAAAUUUUCCUAUCUCAAUGAACAAUAACAAUUUUUCUAAUUAUGAACUCUAUUAACUUCUAUGGUAAUAUUUCUUUUUAAAAAUUAUAUCACAAGAUAUGAUAUUGUCCUGUCCCUAGUCUAUCUCUAGUUCCAAACUUCCCUAAGCUAAUCUCUCCCUAAUGGUUAAUAUGUUAAUCUUCCUUAAGCUAUGUUAGUAUGUUAGACCAUUAGUAUUAUAUAAAUGUACAUCUUUUCCUGUACAAACUUUACAUAUGUACAACUAUGUUACAUUUUUACAUGAGUUCUGACCAGAAGUCAUUCAGACAAGAAUUCUUUGUAUCUUUUUGCCUGCAUGAGUCCUGCAGAAACUCAAAUAGGUUGAUCUUAUGUACGAUACAACCCAAAAAUAUCAGUGUGAAUAAAUGUUUAUGUGCUAAU